Messenger RNA from Candidula unifasciata, 1176 nucleotides. Lineage: Eukaryota; Metazoa; Mollusca; Gastropoda; Stylommatophora; Geomitridae. The record is from the annotation of a GenBank genome assembly.
AUGCAUUUUCUAACAAUUACCCAACUGCUGGCCACAGCACUGGCUAUAGCCACGGUCCAUAGCGCCUGUAUCCGCAGGGUCUGUUACUUCGCCAACUGGGCACAGUACGGUCCUACAGCAGACACACAGUUCUUCGCCAGUGACAUGGACCCAAACGUUUGUACGCACAUUGUCUUGGCUUUCGCCAAACUUGACGGCAACAAAGUGGCGCCGAUAGAUUGGAAUGAUGAGUCAUCUGAUGGCAUAACUGGACAAUAUGAAAUGCUUGCAAAUCUCAAACAAAAAAAUCCAAGUCUGAAAACCAUGAUCGCUGUUGGUGGCGGGGCCUUAGGUUCCGGCCCUUUCCAGAAGGUUGUCAACACCGCAGCCUCCAGAACAGAAUUCGUCACCACCACGGUCAAGUUCCUGCGAGAUCAAAAGUUCGAUGGUAUCGACAUUGAUUGGGAAUUCCCCGCCAACGGAGGAAGUCCAGCAGAGGACAAGCAUAAGUUCACACUCCUACUCCAACAGCUGAGACAAGCUUUUGACUCAGAGGCCAGCGGGAACGACAGACUGCUGCUGUCUGCGGCAGUGUCCGCGGGAAAGUACACGAUUGAUUCGGCCUACGAGGUGCCCGCCAUCAGUCAGGCUCUUGACUGGAUUAACCUGAUGACCUAUGACAUGCACGGCAGCGACUGGGAAUCCGAGACUGGGCACAACAGCCCUUUAUACCCUCAUGGUUCAGGAGAUCAAUACAAUGUACAGUUUGCAGCCAACUACUGGGUCCAAAAAGGAGCUCCUAAAAACAAAAUUGCCAUUGGCUUGCCCUUCUAUGGUAGAUCCUACACGCUGACAACUUCCAACACAGGACUCGGGGCACCAGCUUCACAAGGUCACAGUGGUCCGUACGUUCGCUCGGCAGGAUACUUGUCUUACUACGAAAUCUGCGAGAUCAUAAAGAAUGGAGCUACUAAAAAUUACAUAAACGACCAACACGUCCCAUACCUUGUCUACGGAGACCAGUGGACUGGAUACGACAAUGAAGACAGUCUUCGAGAGAAGGUCCAGUAUGUCAAAGACAACGGAUUUGGUGGCGUCAUGGUGUGGGCACUAGACCUGGAUGAUGUCAAGGGUAAAUUCUGUGGAAAAGGUCCCUUUCCAUUGGCUAAUGCUGUCAAGGAUGAAUGCUCAAAGUAA